AUGUCUUCCGACGAUGUUCCACCCGCACCACAACACAAACCCUCCUCCACAAGCUUCGCGGAUGUUUUCAAGACACUAGGCGUUGGUCGCCCAAAAUCACACUCUCCAGUAUCUUUCCAGGAAAGUAGCAGUGACUCUUUGUCUCACACAACUGAAAGCCGGGGAUCGCACCGCCACAUUCUCGGAAUCGACCAAAUGCACCGCGCAAGUAUCGUCUCAAGCUCUUCGGACGCCCCGAGCGGUGGCCCGGACUUUGAGGCAGCGGUGCGGAAUCUGUCACAGAAACAGAGCUUGUCUCAGGCGAUUGAUGAAGCAGAUAAUGUAUCGAAAAACCUUCCGUGGUUCAGUCCCGAACAGUCCAUUGUUCUCUGGGAGGUAGCUGAACACCUCCUACAUCAUGAAGACUCCAUGGAUGCUCAAAGGAGCGGGGCCAAAUUACUGCAGGCAAUAUCCGCCAGGCAGGAUCUAACACCAACUGCUAGGCGAAUCAUUUUCGAGGCAAUCUCUUGCCCAACGGAACCGGAACUGAUUCCCUCACGAGUGCAGUCAUUGAUCUCCUUAUCGGAUCACGGAAGAAAGCUUGAAUUUGCCAAUACUCCAAUCCUUCAUAUUGUUUCCUCAUGGAUCAACUCGCUCUAUGGGCUUAUCGCAUCAGCUCGGGCGAAAGCGAAAAAGGGGAAGGGCGUCAAAAUAAACGGACUCGACCACGAUGAAGCCAUCCUUGCAGAUCUUUUUCAAUUUGCAAUCGACUUGAUCACGUUGCAACGCAAGCCAUCUACAGAAGAGGAAAUUGCAGGUCUUCUUCAUGAAACCAUCACCAUCUGCCGAAAGACAAGCAUGGCUGUCGAUAUCAAGAAUUCGCUUGCCGUAUUCGAUGCAGUUGUGAUGAAUUCGGAUGUACCUGACGCCAGUUUUCUUGAUCUCCUCGAAGUCCUCUGCAGCAUUCACGCCUCUGUGAAGCCACUGUCUGGCCCGACUUCCCGAACAGUACGGAGUCUUGCCAAAUCCCGAAGACAGACUGAGAUGGUCAACAUGCUGCAUACCUUUUUGAAAGAUUCAUGCUCCGAAGAGCAAAAUCGGAACUUGACUGUCCUUCGAGGCGCAAUCUUGGUUUUCUGUGAUCUCGUGUGUGCAUUUGGCCAGGCUGGGAUGCCGCAAAUUCCUUUCGAUCAACUGAUCGACUCACUUGCAGCUAUUGCCCAGAGAAACGAUGGCAAAGUUGAUUCGGAUAUUUUGGACCUGUGUUUGAACAUUCUAGAAGGGUCCUAUGUUCACGAGGCGUUGGAACAAGACUGGACCAACUUCAUCAACCUGGUGGUCCUUUGCUCGAGAAGGGUCUUUGAAGAACACGAGGAUUCACCCGUUUCCCCAGCCAGCCCACAGCCAGGUCUUGCGAAAUCUGGACACGAUGAAUCCAAGUCGAAUAUCCUCGCCAACAUGAUCCGAAUCGCAUCUGCUCUAGAAGUUCUCUGGGAACAGCUCAACGGGGAUCAAAAGCAACAAGCCGUUCGUUUCCUGGCCAAAGGAUAUCAGCACAUUGAGCCUUCUCAAGCCGAGUUAAUCAUCAACAUGAUAAGAAAGGAUGCCCUUUGCCAUCCUUCAGAUGAUCCAUCAUGGGCCCAGCAUUGCCAAGAGCUGAUUGGACGUUUUAUUCAGUCUCGAACCCAGCCAUCCGAUAUUCGUAUACUGGCUCUCGAUACAUUGAAAGAAGCCCUUGCCGAUAACGAAAGGUUGCUAUUCUCAGACGAGCAUGGCCUCUUAGAUCUUAUUCUUCAAGAUUUCUCUGAAGAGAAAGACCUCUUGUUUUUGGAAUCCCUGGUUUCCUUCCUCACGGAACCGGCUAUCCACUCCAGCAAUGACGAUGUCUUCAAACGUCUCGUUGAUACUAUUUCCGCACCACUGAAGAACGAUGCCCCGAAAGAUGAGCCUCGCCAGGCUACACCCAUGUAUCCUUCACCUCGUCGAACCUCCGCAACAUCCGGAAGCGUUCUAGAGCUUACAUUGGCGAAUGUGUGUGCUGUUGGCCUGGUCAAAAUGAUGUUGCGAGCGUUGAACCUUUCUGCUACAAAGUCUGUCAUUCUUUUCGAGGCUUUGUUGCAGAUAGCUCAAUCCUCCGACAGGCCAACAGACUCGCGACUCACAGUGCUGAAGCUGCUAUUCCGCCUGCGGUGUGAUUCGGCAGGGUCUGUAACUGUUGUCUCGACGUCAGAAAACGACUUCCUGAUGAAUGUCUUGGGUCGCAAUGUCGAUGUGGGUUCCAAGUCCAGCGAAAGUCCUCCCCGAGAUGUUCCUCAGCAUGAAAACCUCCCGCCCUCCAUUGGCAAACUCCCGGGCAAAGAUCUUCCUGCGCCCAGUCUAUCCAAGUCCCUCCCUGGCCGUGGCUCAAUCUCUGCUGCUCGAGCAUCCAAGCUCACGCCUCCGGUUUGGACAUACGCCCAGCCACAAGUCUUGCCAGAACAGCCUCCUGGGGAGUCGAGUCAUGUUGUCUUUGCUUAUGGACAAAGUGAGGCACAGAGUCCAUCGAGUGACACUUUUUCCUCGACUGGCAUAUUGAAAGUGAACAUGUGGCUUGAAAUUGUGAUUUCGCUUCUCCAGCGGGAGACCGAUUGGGAUAUUUACAGCUAUGUUCUCACACAUCUCGGCCCUCAACUGGGAAACAAAGACUUUUUCACCAACUCCAUUCCGCAAAUCAAGCUCCUACGAAGCAUUCUAUGCGACCAAGUCAAGAAUGAAACUUACCACGAGCCCCCCUGGGCUUACUGGUUUGAAGAAAAGCGACGUGGCUGCCUCGAAGAAGAUGACCUUGUCCGGGCAUUCAUGCUGGGAAUCAUCGGUUCAUGGGGUGCAACAUCUCGUGGUUGUAUCCAGGCACUUUCUUUGUGCUGUCACGAAAUUCCACUCUCUGUGACUAAAUCGCUUACAAUCAUUCUUGACAAGAUGUCGAAGGUGAUCACGAUGUCGAAUAUUGCUGUCCAUAUCCUGGAGUUCUUGGCCCUCCUCGCACGACUUCCUGAUGUGUAUGUCAAUUUGCGCGAAGAAGAGAUCCGCACUGUCUUCGCCUCGGAAUCUCCCGUUGUCCGAGCCACCGUUCCACCACCGUCGCGGCUGAGUGCUGGCUCUCGUGAAAUCGCUUCCGGUGCGGCCGAGGCCAUGGAAUCGACCUCUCAGGAUGCAAUGUCAAAAUAUGUCAUGACGCUGACUUACCAUGUUAUGAUAUUUUGGUUCUUGUCUCUGAAACUGCAGGAUCGGCCAAAACACGUGAACUGGAUUACCAGCCGACUUAUCUUCCCCGACGAGCAUGGGAAGGAGGUGGUUGAAGAACAAAGCCAAGUCUUCAUUGAUUUGAUGCAACGAGUUGCAUUCUCGGAUUUGGGCGAGACAAUUCCAUUUGAAACUUUUCCUCCCACCCCCGAAGAUGGCCCGGUAUCAAAGAAGUCCUGGGUCGUGGGCAUGAGUAUCGUUAGUGUUGAAACAGCAGGAGUGUCCGGUUUGACCCAAAUCACCAAACGACAGGCAUCUGGUACAACCUACUCCGUCUACCAGCAACGGACAGCACCAGUUCUUCCGCAUCAAGUGCCCCCAACUCCUGAUGCCCAUGUCCACCCCUCCGAUGCAAUGCGUACAGCUGUUCUCCCUAGUCACAUCAUGCUCCAGAUGACGACUACUGCCUUCCCAACUCCUACCGUCAUGCAGCCGAUUCCCGUUCCUGAAGACGAUAUCACCCGACGGGCCAUUGGCAGUUUCGAUCGCACUGACAUUGUGGAUGGACAUCGAAUCGGUGUCGUUUAUCUUGACAAUCACCAGACCAAAGAAGCCGAGAUUCUGGCCAACUCCGGUGGCUCUGCAGAUUAUGAACACUUCUUGUCUGAGCUGGGAACAAAGGUCUCCCUCCGAAAUCCCAAGUUCAACACCCAGGGAUUGUACGCCGAUACCGAUGGAGAGUCAACUUACGCAUGGCGUGACCGUGUGACGGAAAUUGUCUAUCACGUUGCGACAAUGAUGCCCACUGACUUCGAUCACGAUCCCCAGUGCAUCAACAAAAAGCGCAACAUUGGAAAUAACUUCGUCACCAUAGUAUUCAACCGGUCCAAUCUCCCAUUCAACUUCGAUACUAUCCCGUCAGAGUUCAACUUCGUCAAUAUUGUCAUCACCCCAUCCAGCCACGUUGCAUAUGAUGAGUCUGGAGCUCCCAAGGGGGAGACGGACCCGGAGAAGCAAUACUACCAUGUUAGGGUCAUGAGUAAACCAGGCUUCCCCGAAGUCUCUCCUGCCGCCACACCGAAGAUUAUCUCUGGCAAGAAUCUCGCAUCUUUCGUUCGGAUUCUCGCUCUCAAUGCGUCCGUCUUCUCCCUCGUCUGGAACCAUCAAGGCGGCGAGCACAUGUCCUCCUGGCGCACUCGUCUCCGCGAAAUCAAGAAAGUCCGCGAUCGUGCACUGGCCGCACAGGCGCAGAGUGCCGAGGCCGCCGAAGGCGCAUACCCCGGCCAGCGCCGCAAUACCAAGGCCAACAUCUUCUCUGAGGAGUUGCCAACCCGAAGUGCACCAACUAAGACAACCUCUGAGUCCGAAUGGACAGCAGCUUCUGAGGCGAACGUCCUGCAAAAUCUGGAUUUCUCCCGCUGGAGCCGCUAG
Messenger RNA from Penicillium cosmopolitanum, 4632 nucleotides. Its product is annotated as putative GTPase activating protein (Tsc2). NCBI's taxonomy places the organism in Eukaryota, Fungi, Ascomycota, Eurotiomycetes, Eurotiales, Aspergillaceae. Gene Ontology annotation, biological process: regulation of small GTPase mediated signal transduction; negative regulation of TOR signaling; positive regulation of GTPase activity. Gene Ontology annotation, cellular component: cytoplasm; nucleus; TSC1-TSC2 complex. Gene Ontology annotation, molecular function: GTPase activator activity. The record is from RefSeq and is a predicted model, not a curated record. The transcript has 3 exons. Bases 1 to 4632 code for a protein of 1543 amino acids.